AUGCCGACCGAGGAACAGAAGCUGUGCUACGAGAGUUUCUUCACUUUCGCCCUCAUGUGGACCCUGGGUGGCGCGGUCGCUGACGACAAGAUCGUGAACCACCGCCGCGCAUUCAACGCCACCCUGAGGUCUAUGGCGCGGGGAGUCAAGCUGCCAGAGUUCGGAGAGUGCUUCGACUUCCGCUUCGAUGUGGCCGCCAAGGAUUGGGUGCAUUGGGAGACCAGCGUGAAGAAGUACGAGCCCGUCACUGAAGUGCUUUACCAGAACAUCAUUAUCAGUAAUGUCGAGCUUGAGCGCAUGAAGCAUCUCCUGGACCUCCAUGUGAAGCGGCAGAAGCCGAUGCUGCUGGUGGGUGUCGCAGGAACGGGCAAGACGACCAUAGUCAAGGACUACCUCGCGGAGGUCAAAGUGAACAGCGAGAUGAACUCGGCCUCCAUCAACCUCAACAGCUACACCACCUCUGCGGCGCUGCAGGGCAUCAUCGUAGGCUGUCUGGAGAAGCGCUCCGGCCACACCUUCGGUCCGCCGGGUCACCGUCGCCGCAUCCUCUUCGUGGAUGACCUGAACAUGCCCUACGUUGACAGCUACGACACGCAGAGCGCCAUCAUGUUGCUGACCCAGGUGCUCUCCUACGGGCAAGUCUACGACCGGGAGCGGCUGGACGAGAAGAAGACCAUCGUGGACCUGCUCUUCACCGCUUGCAUGAACCCCAAGGCGGGGAGCUUCAUGAUCAACGGGCGACUGCAGCGGCGCUUCACCGUGGCCACCACCUACGCCCCCGGCAUCCAGCUGAUCUCGGGGAUCUACACAAAGGUCUUGGGCCGACACCUCGAGGCCUUCGGCCAGCAGACGCAGCGCACCACGGAGCCCAUCGUGAACGCCACCGCCGAGGUUUUGGCAUCCAUCCAGAACUCCGCUUCCUUCCUGCCUUCCGCCGAGAAGUUUCACUACCAGUUCAACCUGAAGGACAUCUCCAACCUCUUCCAGGGCUUGCUGAGCACCAACAGCUCGGUCUUCCGGGACGCGGGCGGCCCCACGCGCUUCCUGAGGGUCUGGCUGCACGAGUGCCAGCGCGUCUUCUCCGAUCGCCUCGUCUUGGAGUCGGAUGCCAAGGAGCUGCAGGCGAUGAUCGAGAAGGCGGUGUCGAAGUGCUUCGUGGGCGUCGGAGCGGCCUCGAACCGCGAGGAGCUCUUCCAGCAGCCGCUCUGCUGCACCUCCUUCAUCUCCGAGGCUUCCGGGGAGCGGCAGUACCUUCCGGCGCGGGACCUGCAGCAGAUCCGGCAAGCGGUGGAG
Messenger RNA from Symbiodinium necroappetens, 1293 nucleotides. Lineage: Eukaryota; Dinophyceae; Suessiales; Symbiodiniaceae. The record is from the annotation of a GenBank genome assembly.